UAUGAUGGCAGAAUCGGGCACUUCAUAUUGGUCUGUGCGCAGGAGAAUUAGAAAAGGAAUAGCUAUGCAUUUAAAAGAUUUAAGGUCUCCACAAAAUACUUUAAGUGGUGAUAACACUGUGGCAUCUUAUCCUGAUGUUCUGACUGAAUCUACCUUAUAUCCUCAUCAAAAUGUGCAAGAGGAAAUAUAUGAGAGUAGUGACUCUGAAUGUAGUAUGGAGGUACUCACUCUUGAUGAAUCGCUUGAUCCCGAAAUAAAAUCAGAUUCUGAUAUGUCUCAAGACAGUAGUCCAAACACUUUGCUGUUGGAAAAUUUGAAAGAAUGGGCUAUCAAUUGCAAAGUCCCUGACUCAGCAGUUGGCAAACUUCUCAGGAUACUGCAUCCUUAUCAUCCUCAUUUGCCUAAGGACCCACGUAUAUUAAAGAAGACAACAACCCAAUAUGACAUUAAAAGUAAAUGUGGCGGAGAAUAUUUUUAUUUUGGGAUUGUUCACAGCAUUUGCCACCAAAUCAAAGAUAUUCAGAGCAUAUCAGACAAUUUUGUUCUUAGCCUCCAGAUAAAUGUAGAUGGGCUCCCUCUGUUUAAGAGUACUGGUCACAAUUUCUGGCCUAUAGUGGGGAGAAUUGUAAAUAUUCCUAGCCAAUACAGUAAGCCUUUUAUCAUUGCAUUAUAUUCAGGCACAGCAAAGCCCAGUGAUAUCAAUGAAUAUUUUCAUGAUUUUAUUGAUGAAUUUAAACAAAUCCAGGAAGGUUUCCCCUGUCAUGGGAAACGUUUAUUUAUUGCUAUCCAUUCAAUCAUUUGUGACACACCUGCCCGUGCAUUUGUGAAAAAUGUCAAGUCUUUUUCUGGUUAUCACGGGUGUGAUAAGUGUAUUCAAGCAGGCAAGUGGGUGGGAAAAAUGACUUUUCCUGAAACCAAUGCUACAGUCAGAACUGAUAUUUCUUUUGAUGAAAUAAAAGAUGAAGACCAUCACAUGGGACCCACCCCUUUAUCUCAGCUAAACAUUGGAAUGGUGUCAUGCUUUCCUCUUGAUUAUAUGCACCUUGUCUGUCUGGGGGUAGUAAAAAGGCUGUUAAAUCUGUGGAUAAAGGGACCAUUGUCUUGUAGGCUUGGUAGUACGGUAUUGCAAGAAAUAUCAAGACGUUUAGUGGCCUUAAAAGACAGUAUACCAUCAGAGUUUGCAAGAAAACCCAGACCACUCUUUGAAAUUGCAUAUUGGAAAGCAACAGAGUUUCGGCAGUUCCUUCUGUACACAGGUCCAAUAUCACUUUGUGAAAUUUUGCCACCAACUGUGUAUCAAAACUUUAUGAUAUUAUCUGUUUCAAUGCACAUUUUACUGAAUCAAAAGCUUUGCACUUCAUUUAAUAGUUAUGCUCAUGAACUGAUGGUUGCUUUUGUGAAACAGUUUCUACAGUUGUAUGGACCAGAAAUGGCCGUCUAUAAUGUGCAUGGCUUGGUUCACCUUGCAUUAGAUGCCAAGAACUUUGGCAGUCUGGAAAAUGUAUCUGCUUUUCCCUUUGAAAACUUUUUGCAGCAGUUAAAACACAUGGUUAGGAAGCCAAGUUUUCCAGUUGCUCAAGUUGUGCGAAGAAUGUCAGAAAUACAAAACAAUGGAAGUCAACAUCAUCCAAAGAAAGACUUCCCAAUGCUGUCCAAAAGUCAUUGCAAAGGGCCACUGCCAGACCCUCUCCAGUUUGGCAGUCAGUUUGGAAAGGCUCAAUUAGAAAACUUCUCAAUUGAUGUAAACGUUAAAGAUAGUUGCAUUCGUGUUAAUGGAAAGACCAGCAUAGUGAAAAACAUUGUCCAAAAAGAUGAUUGUACAUAUGUUGUUUACCAGUGUUUCAAAUACUUUGAUGAUUUCUUUAACAUACCACUUCCAUCCAGUUACCUUGGCAUUGGCAAAGUUUUUGGUUUAGAGAGUACCAUUAGGUAUGAAGCAAUUUCAAAAGUAGAAGCCAAAUGUGUCCUUUUGCCAUUCAAAGAUAAGCAAAUAGUUAUACCUUACACAGAUGCAGUCUGGUAGUCAUCUCUUCCAUCUCCAUGUCUCCAAUAAGUAACAAAAUAUAGUACCAAUACAUGGUUAUGGUUAAUAAUCCUUUCCAAUACUUUUGUUUUGAAGUU
Molecule: messenger RNA, 2121 nt
Organism: Lingula anatina
Lineage: Eukaryota; Metazoa; Brachiopoda; Lingulata; Lingulida; Lingulidae
Source: RefSeq, a predicted model, not a curated record